UUUAUUUCAAAAUGAAUUUAAAUAAAAUAGUUCGAUAGCUAAGAUGACAACAAAAUUUAACUUAUGGACUCCUCAAAUACUCUUAGACACUGAUGCUAGGCAGUCCAACCUCUAUUCAAAAGCCAAAAGAUUAAGUCCGAAGAGAGACCAGUUUGAGAUGAAUAAAGAUACGAGCAAGGACGAAACAAGAAAUAAUCAGAUGAAAAUACAGUCUUCUCAAGACACAAUCAAUGAUUCUGAGUUUGAAGCCUUCAAAGCUAAGAAGGCCAGCUCUAGAGCUAUUAGUGUCAAGAACUCUCGUCGUUGUGGUAAGAAGUCAAUGAAAGCUGAGAGGGAACAGAACAGACCGUUGCCUUCUUACUUGCCCAUUAAGAGCUACACUUCCAGCCAUGCUGCUAAUAUCAAGCCUAUAAGGCAAAUUCAGAGAGAAAGAGAGAGAAAGGCUCAAAAAUCAGCUAUCUCUGAACGUAAAGGAGCCAAUACGUCCAAGAGGAUUGCUCGACUUGGCUCUAAAGAAACCUUUGAUGACUUUGUAGAGAGAAUGAAGUUGGAGACCAAGUAUAUCGAGCCCAGAGCAAAGCAGAGGCCUUACACAAGCAGUGGUGACAACCAGUUUCGCAUAAAGCACCAGAAAAGGAAUGCAACUAAGCCUAAAGCGCUUGGGAAGCGUUAUGAUGCAUUGCAAAAAGCCCCAUUCUUUCAUAAUAGAGUCUAUAUCCCUCAUAAGAUGAAGAAGACGAAUACAAGGCAGAUUGGGUAUAGGCAUAACUUGCUUAACAACUCCGAAUCAGAAGGGGUGAACUAUCAUCAUACCUUUUAUCCGACCAUCACUACUGCAGUGAACAAGACAGUUUCCUCGAAUGAAACAUUUAUCAAGAAUAUAGAUUAUAACUCCAAGACUGCAGAGGGUACUUUCACCAAAAACACUUCAUGCAAUCAGACGACCGCAGAAGUCUCUCUAGAAACAAAGCCAGUAUCACAUCGUAAGAGUUACGCCAAUGAGAAGGGUAAAGAGAAAAACAAAGCACUUGAGAUUAUCCAUCGAGAAUUCAACUGCUCUACAACAACAAAAUGUAUGUCAGAUUUAGCCAUAAAGGCUAACUCUUCAGACAAGUACAAGAAGGUCAGCAAGCAUAAGCCAAAGAUAUCAGACUUGUUUAGCUACAAAGAUGGUGAGAAUCUCGAUGGGACUCUAACCAAAGUAAUUGGACCUAACUUUGCCUUGGAAAAACAGCCUAGCGCUCCUAACCCAGCUCCAGUACAGAUUCCGAGCAAUUGACCCAAAGUUCCAACAGUAAUGCAAGAUUUGAUGCUCAAAGAGAAGGUGAUGCGCAAAGCUAGCCUCAAAGAGAUCCGUAACCGCUCCGAAUCUGACAAUAGAAUAAUUGCUGCUUCUAACCUGGAAUACAAAAAUCGUGUGAGCAGUUAUGAGAGAAAUAAAACUAUCAAAGAUUAUAAAAUGGGCAGACAGAUCGGCAAGGGAGCUUAUGCUGUUGUCAGAAUGGCUGUCGAUAAAACAACCAAAAGACACCAUGCUAUGAAGAUCUACGAGAAAUAUAAGCUGACUGACCCUGCUCGGAGAAAGUCAGUGACUAGGGAAAUCGCUAUAAUGAAGAAAAUUAGCCAUCCGAAUAUCGUAAAAAUGAUCACAUCUUUUGAUAAUCCGCAUUCAAUCUACAUUAUCAUGGAGCAUAUAAAAGGAAAAUCACUGUAUCAGUACCUGAAGGAGAAGUCUGGCAAGAGACUUCCUGAGGAUGAAGCCAAGGAUGUUAUCCUCCAGAUAGCUACAGCCAUAGAAUAUGUUCACAGUAAUAACGUAGCCCAUAGAGACAUGAAGCUGGAAAAUUUGAUAAUUAAUUCAACUACAGGGAAGAUCACACUUAUCGACUUUGGAUUUAGCAUCACUUCUGGAUAUGAGAAGAAACUUAAGAUCUUCUGAGGUACUCCAAGCUAUAUGUCCCCCGAAAUAGUUGAGAAGAAGGAAUAUGCAGGCCCUCCAGUUGACAUGUGGGCCUUCGGAGUCCUCUGAUACGUCAUUUUAUGAGGGAAGUUUCCCUUCAGAGGAUAUAAUGAGAGAGACCUUUAUAAAUAAAAUUUCCUACGGAAGGUAUUACUGGCCUUCUGAGAUUCAAAUUUCACCUGAAGCUCAAGCUAUGGUGAAGGCUUGAUUAUGAGUAAACCCAAGAAAAAGAUCUACGAUAAAGCAAGUACUUGAAAGCAAAUGGUUGAAGAAUACCCACACAGGGUAGGCAAUAAAGUUGUUUCAAUUUUAAUGAAA
This is a messenger RNA of Moneuplotes crassus, 2278 nucleotides long. The record is from the annotation of a GenBank genome assembly. NCBI's taxonomy places the organism in Eukaryota, Ciliophora, Spirotrichea, Euplotida, Euplotidae.